This is a messenger RNA of Episyrphus balteatus (marmalade hoverfly), 1620 nucleotides long. Its product is annotated as fatty acyl-CoA reductase wat. Lineage: Eukaryota; Metazoa; Arthropoda; Insecta; Diptera; Syrphidae. The coding region runs from base 25 to 1590 and encodes 521 amino acids. Gene Ontology annotation, molecular function: alcohol-forming very long-chain fatty acyl-CoA reductase (NADP+) activity. The record is from RefSeq and is a predicted model, not a curated record. The transcript is spliced from 11 exons. Gene Ontology annotation, biological process: long-chain fatty-acyl-CoA metabolic process. Gene Ontology annotation, cellular component: peroxisome.
UUAAAUUAUACUAGCUACAAAAAAAUGGAAGAUACAUUUUUGGAUUGUAAUCAAGAACAACCAUUGGAAGAUUUAGAUAGUUCAUCAACACCAAUUUGUGAUUUUUAUCGUGAUGCAACAGUCCUUAUAACUGGAGGAACAGGAUUCAUUGGAAAAGUUCUUAUUCAAAAACUUCUUCGAGCUUUUCGUAUUAAGAAAAUUUACAUGCUGAUUCGAAGUAAGAACGACCUGAAUGCUAAUCAACGAUUGGAGAAGUUUUUUCAAGAAUCAAUAUUCGAUAAAAUUCGAGAAGACUGUCCGGAAUUAUUUUCUAAAGUUCAACCUAUAAAUGCGGAUUUUAGUUCACUUGACCUUGCUAUAUUGCCUGCAGACAGAGAUUUACUUCGCAAUGAAGUUGAGAUUGUAUUCAACGUAGUAGCAUCGGUGAAAUUUAAUGAAAAACUCAGCGAUGCAAUUGAUAUAAAUGUCUUGGGGACGAAAAAAAUCCUUGAUUUGGUGAUGGAAAUGCGACAUUUAAAGUCAUUCGUACACAUUUCAACAUUGUAUUGCAAUUGCAAUCUGAAAUUUAUUAAAGAGCAGGUGUAUGACAACGAAAUUGGUUAUGAGAAAAUUAUGCAGAUAUAUCGCGUAGUUGAUGAUAAGACUUUGGAAAAAAUACGACAUUGUUUGAUUGGAGAUAUGCCAAAUACGUAUACGAUGACAAAAAAAUGUGCAGAAAAUUUAGUUAAUCAUCAGGCAUUUUUUCUUCCGGCUGGAAUAUUUAGACCUCCAAUUGUUAUGUCAACUUACAAGGAACCUCUCCCCGGAUGGACGGAUAAUUUGUACGGACCAUCCGGAGUGUGUACCUGGUCGGCCAGAGGACUUGUCCGUUGUAUCCAUGGCAGGGCUGGGUGUAAAGCUAACCUCGUCCCGGCGGAUUAUUGUGUCAAUGCUAUGAUAGCUUGUGCUUGGGACGUGGCCAGAAGGUUUCAAAUACGAAAAUGUGAACGAACAGAGAUACCGGUCUACAAUUAUAUUUUCAGUGGCAACAAUCUGACUUGGGGUCAGUACAUGCACUUGGCCCGCAGGGGAUUCCACGAACCGUUUGACAAGGCUUUAUGGUGCUUCUCGUACUUUAUAAUUCCAUCGAAGCCAGUGCAUCGUAUCCUUACAUUUUUGCUCCACAACGUCCCGGGCUAUAUUUUAGAUUUAAUUGCCAUGACAACUGGACAGAAGAAGAUUUACACAAAAUCAUAUCGAAAAAUUGCUAAAGUAAUUGAUAUGAUGUCCUGGUUUGGCUUGAAAGAAUGGAAAUUUGCAAAUGGAAAUAUAGUCGAAUUGGAUCGCAUACUCAAAGACGACGAACGAACUAUUUUACCCUUUAAUUUAGGUUCAAUUAAUUGGCCAGAAUAUUUUCAUAGUUAUCUGAGUGGAGUAAGGAGAUAUUUUUUCAAGGAUACCGAAGAUGAGUUGAAACAGCGAAAAAAGAUUUAUGGAAGGAUAUGGCUGGUGCAUAUUCUAAUGAAGACCACUUUUGGAUUGACACUAAUUAUGAGCAUUAUGAAGUAUUUUAUGAAAAUCUUAAAUCUUAUUCCACGGAUGAAUUUUUAAAGGAAAAACAUUUAGAGAAUAAAUUUGAAA